Saccharomyces mikatae IFO 1815 is the source of this 2685-nucleotide messenger RNA. RefSeq names its product histone demethylase GIS1 (gene GIS1). The transcript has a single exon. The coding region runs from base 1 to 2685 and encodes 894 amino acids. Gene Ontology annotation, biological process: chromatin remodeling. The record is from RefSeq and is a predicted model, not a curated record. Gene Ontology annotation, cellular component: nucleus. Lineage: Eukaryota; Fungi; Ascomycota; Saccharomycetes; Saccharomycetales; Saccharomycetaceae. Gene Ontology annotation, molecular function: histone H3K36 demethylase activity; histone H3K9 demethylase activity.
AUGGAAAUUAAACCAGUUGAGGUUAUUGAUGGUGUUCCCGUCUUCAAGCCGUCUAUGAUGGAAUUUGCGAAUUUUCAAUAUUUCAUCGAUGAAAUCACUAAAUUUGGGUUGGAAAAUGGUAUUGUCAAAGUCAUUCCUCCUAGAGAGUGGCUGGAGCUUUUGGAAGGCUCGCCCCCUGCACAAAGCUUAAAGAGUAUACGACUCAACUCCCCGAUUCAGCAAAACGUCAAGCGGUGGGAAAAACAAGAAAAUGACAUUUUCAACAUCAAGAAUGAUUAUGAAGAUAAAUCGUAUAAUUUGAAAGAGUGGAAGGAAUUAGCCAUGAAGUCAGAUUCUCGAAUAAAUCGAGGUUACCAUGGUGAUGAGCCUUUAAAGGAGAAUUGUAAUGUGAAUAAUCAACAAGACUGUUAUGAUUUGGGCCAACUACAAGACUUGGAAACCAAUUUUUGGAAAACCAUUGCUUCAUCGAAACCACUUUAUGCUGUGGACGAAAACUCUUCAUUUUUUCCGUACGAUUUGACUUUGUGGAAUUUGAAUAAUUUAUCAGAUUCCAUAAAUUCAACUAAUAGACAGCUACUUUCCGGUCAGUCUAAUUCUAUAUUCGCAUGGCAUUUGGAUGAACAGAACAAAUGUUCUAUAAACUACUUGCAUUUUGGUAGCCCCAAACAAUGGUAUUCCGUACCAUGUGCUAAUACGGACCAAUUUUUAGACGUCCUAUCAAAGGGGCUACCACCUAAUAAGAAGAAUUGUCCCGCUUUCAUAAGGCAUCAAGAAAUUGUAACUUCACCGGAGUUUCUAAAAGGUAAUAAUAUAAAAUAUAAUAGAGUAGUACAGUUCCAGCACGAGUUCAUCAUUACUUUCCCUUAUAGUUUGUAUUCCGGAUUUAAUUAUGGUUAUAACUUUGGUGAAUCUAUUGAAUUCAUACUAGAUCAGCAAACUGCUGUAAGAAGGCAGCCUUUGAAAUGUGUUUGUGAUAGUAAGAAUGAAGAGGAAAAAAAUGGUGUGUUUUCAAAUUUAUCCUACGAUUCUAAUGAAUCAGAGCAACGGGAAUCCAUUACCGAAAACGAUAACGAUUUGUUUCAAAAAGUUCGCAGUUUUGACGAACUACUUAACCACUCCUCUCAAGAAUUACAAAAUCUAGAAGAUAGUAAAAACCCCUUAUUUUCCAACGUUAGUAUGAAUAGACCGCAAAGUACUUCCCUUCGAUCCACUACGCCUAAUGGUGUAAACCAAUUUUUGAAUAUGAAUCAAACUACCAUAAGCAGAAUUUCCUCUCCGUUGCUAUCAAGAAUGAUGGACUUGUCUAAUAUUGUCGAACCUACUUUAGAUGAUCCGACUUCUAAAUUCAAAAGGAAGGUUUUAACUCCACAAUUGCCGCAGAUGAACAUUCCAUCUAACUCUUCUAAUUUUGGCACACCGUCCUUAACAAAUACAAACUCUUUAUUAUCCAAUAUAACUACUACAUCAACUAAUCCAUCAACAACGACAAAUGGCAAUCAAAACCACAAUAAUAUUAUAACUAACGGUGCGAGUACUACCACACCUGCCGUCACUACUAAUAGCACCACUAUCAACAAUAGUACCAAUAACAGUAGUAAUAAUAAUGUUUCCACGGUGCCUUCUUCAAUGAUGCAUUCGUCCACUUUAAAUGGGACUUCAGGCCUAGGUGGCGAUAACGAUGACAACAUGUUGGCUUUGAGUUUAGCCACAUUGGCCAAUAGCGCUACUGCAUCGCCAAGAUUGACAUUACCACCGUUGUCAUCUCCAAUGAAUCCGAAUGGCCAGGCGUCUUUCAAUGGAAAUAUGAUGAAUAAUAGCGGCAAUAAUGGCAACAGUAGUAAUGGUCACAAUACAUAUUCUAACGGAACGGCUACGGCUGCAGCCACUGCCACAUCAGCACCUCACAAUCUGUCCAUAGUGUCUCCUAAUCCAACGUAUAGUCCGAAUCCCUUGUCUCUUUAUUUGACCAACUCCAAGAAUCCAUUAAACUCAGGUCUUGCCCCAUUAUCACCUUCAACAUCUAACAUCCCGUUUCUUAAAAGAAAUAAUGUCGUGACAUUAAACAUUUCAAGAGAAGCUUCAAAGAGCCCCAUAUCUUCUUUUGUCAACGAUUAUAGGUCUCCAUUGGGUGUAAGUAACCCACUCAUGUACUCUUCCACACUGAACGAUUAUUCAAAUGGUACUGGAAUUCGCCAAAAUAGUAAUAAUAUUAAUCCCUUAGAUGCAGGUCCAUCUUUUUCUCCUCUUCACAAAAAACCCAAAAUCCUCAAUGGUAAUGAUAAUAGCAACCUCAACAACAAUAAUUUUGAUUACAGUUUUACCAGUAACAAGCAAGAACCUAAUUCGACAAUCUUAAACAAUAAUACUAAUAGCAACGAUAAUUAUCGUACUUCUUCAAUGAAUAACAACGGUAACAAUUAUCAUGCACAUUCUUCUAAAUUUGGUGAGAAUGAGGUCAUUAUGUCAGAUCACGGUAAAAUUUAUAUUUGUCGAGAAUGCAAUAGGCAAUUCUCUUCCGGUCAUCACUUAACGAGGCACAAGAAAUCAGUUCAUUCUGGUGAAAAACCACAUUCUUGCCCAAGGUGCGGUAAAAGAUUUAAGAGAAGAGACCAUGUUCUACAGCAUUUGAAUAAAAAAAUUCCGUGUACUCAAGAAAUGGAAAAUACUAAAAUAGCGGAAUCAUAG